AUGAACAGUCUCCGUCUGUUAAUGCUGCUAGUGGCGGUAGCGGUAGUAUCAGGUAGUCCGGCAUCUGAUUAUAGGAUCCCAAUACAUCGCAAGCAUAAACGUGGAGAACGUAAUUUUGCUGUACGGCCCUACAAUGAAGUUGGACGACGGUUGCGGAAUUUUAACCGGAAGCUGAACAAAACAUUUGCGUUUGAGCAAGGCAUGGGAUAUUACUAUCAAUAUGACAUAAUGCUGAAGCCAGAUGUUGAGCAGAAUGCAUUACCCACGAAAGCUACGAAUCGUUGGCCGGACGCUAUUGUACCUUACGAAAUUAUUGGAACUUUUACUCCUAGUGAACUAGCCAACAUACAAAAAACAAUCGCGCAGUAUAAGGCCGAAACAUGCGUACGAUUUGUUCCUCAUACCACGGAAACUAAUUAUAUCAAAAUAAAUAACAGCGAGACUGGAUGUUGGUCUUACGUUGGUAGAAACAUGGACAAUACAUAUAACAUGGUAAACCUGCAGAAUCCGAGCUGUAUGUCGACUGGAACGGUAGCUCAUGAGUUCAUGCACACGCUUGGAUUCUAUCAUGAGUUUACGCGUCCUGACCGUGAUAAUUAUGUAUCAAUCAAUACAUCUGCCUUACUGUCGCAAUAUCAAACAACAUCUUUUUAUAAUGCCAAUUUUGCCAAAUAUUCGGAAAGUCAGGUGGAGCUGUAUGGAAUCCCUUAUUAUUAUGGCAGCGUAAUGCACUAUUCGAAAUGGGGAGGUGCUGCUAGUUAUGCCUAUCCAGUGAUGAAUAAUUUGUUGCCCUGGACUGGAGAUUUCGGCAACGAUACUGGAUUGUCUGCCCCGGAUGUUUUAGCAAUCAAUUACAUGUAUUGCAAUUCAACAACAUCAACAACGACAACCACUACUAAGGCACCAACGACGACGACCACUACUGCAGCACCAACGACGACAACGACGACAACCACAACCACAACAACGACAACUACCGUUAAAACUACUACUACUACUACUACUACUACUACUACUACUACUACUACUACUACUACUACUACUACUACUACUACUACUACUACUACUACUACUACUACUACUACUACUACUACUACUACUACUACUACUACUACUACUACUACUACU
This is a messenger RNA of Sabethes cyaneus, 1128 nucleotides long. Its product is annotated as zinc metalloproteinase nas-14-like. The transcript has 7 exons. The record is from RefSeq and is a predicted model, not a curated record. Gene Ontology annotation, molecular function: zinc ion binding; metalloendopeptidase activity. The annotation marks the transcript as partial. Gene Ontology annotation, biological process: proteolysis. Lineage: Eukaryota; Metazoa; Arthropoda; Insecta; Diptera; Culicidae.